Messenger RNA from Oncorhynchus tshawytscha (Chinook salmon), 2149 nucleotides. It is a transcript of the gene irag3a, whose product is annotated as inositol 1,4,5-triphosphate receptor associated 2. Bases 752 to 2041 code for a protein of 429 amino acids. Lineage: Eukaryota; Metazoa; Chordata; Actinopteri; Salmoniformes; Salmonidae. The record is from RefSeq and is a predicted model, not a curated record. The transcript has 15 exons.
GUCCGAGUCACCAAUGGUCGAGUCACAAGUACCUAUGGCAGAAGUGCUCGAGUCCUGGUCCAUGUCUCAGUCACUGGGUCCACAUUAACUCAAAAUAAAGUUAUUUACACAGUCGGAUAUAUUGCAGUGGCAAGAGGAAUUUAGUCAAUAAAUUGUUUGCCGACAAAUGGCAAUGUUAAAAGGGCCACGUUCGUUGCAAAACGUUCUCAAAUGUUGCAUAUAGAAAUUCCAUGAAUGGAGCCAAUGUUAUUCCUUACUCUACAUGUCAGAGAGGCAUGUUUGUUCUACAUAGCAUAUAUCUAUCUGAACUAGACAUUGCAUCCUACUGAACGCUCCCCAGGUUGUUAGCUAUAGCUAGCUAAUGAGGUAACAUGACCGAACAAUGUCAGUCAACGGUCUGGUCCGCAUAUGCUUUAUGAAUGUAAAAUUCGGCCUUCCAAUGCAUGAUAGAAAGAAAAAAACAUAGCGCCUGUAUUAUGGGUCAUAUCUUUUGAACGGUAAUCUCUCUAUCCGUUUUGCUACAGAACCUGGAUAUAAAAUGCAGUGGGGAAAGUGGAAGGGUUGAGCGAGACUAAAAAUUCAAGGACCGCCUACUUUUCUAUACUCAAGGAUCUCAUAAUAGGAUUACUGACGUCCUGAGUGUAGUCCUCUGAGACUGACAGAGCGAGUGAAGAGAUCAAUGGAGUAAGACAGAUGGGACAGGGAGCAGUUGUCUUUGGUCCCCAUUCUCCAGUAGCAUCGUUCUGCUGCUAUGGUGCCGAUCCAUGCUAUGCACCCUCAGCCUGAUGAGGGGACACCUAAACAAAGUGACCAGCCAACCAAGAUGCUAAUCGUGCUAGACAGUGAGGACAGUGAGGAAGAGUCCAUUGAAGAGCAGCAGCCGGUUACGCCAUGGAAUGACCUGUGUAUUAUAGAUCGCGUAGGCUUCACCAGUGCUAAGAUGUCAGAGGAACAAGUGGAGAAUGCAUUCUCCCAGAUUGCGCUGGCCUUUCGUAGUGACCAGUACACCCUGAAGCAGAGGCUGCAGGCAGAGGAGCAUGCUAGGAACCUGGCUGAGGAGAACAUCCAGCUGGAGCUGAUGAGAGGCCGGGAGACACUGGAGACUCUAAAGGCUCUGUGUCUGGACAGUAUACGCAGUAAGAUCCUCCAGAGACUAGAGCUGUGUCUGGAUAUACUGGGAGGCACAGUGGAGAGAAUCUCCAACACAGCAGAGGUGUUGGGAGCUGUACAUCAGGAGGCUCGUGUGAGUCGAGCGGUGGAGCUGAUGGUGAGCCACGUUGACAACCUGAAGAGGCGUAAUGAGAGAGACACAGAGCUGGACGAGACCAAGAAACUCAACAGGGAAAUCCUCCGUAGGAACUACAGCGACCCUAGAGAUGAAGGAGAGUUCAGGCAGAAGGACAAUAAAACCUCUCAGCAGUUGCACAUUGGUGCAAGUCGUCGAAGGGUCAGCAUAGCAGUGAUCAACAAACAAGCCCAGGAAAAGAGAAAAUUGGAAAGAGGGCUGCAGAAGUCAUUCUCAUUAGAUCAUGGGAUAGGCAAGAAGUCGCUCUCAACCCCAUCUCCAUCAAUGGACUCCAUCACAGAGUCCAACUCUUCAGUCAUGGUCAAGACAGAAGAGAUGGAUGUUCCCUUACUGGAUGGCAGACCACAUGAAGCCCCUGAUGAUAACAAACAAACAGUUGCUGCUGAUGUCCAGUCACCACCUGAACCAGACCCCACUCCAGUCUAUACAGCACCCUGUCCCACUCUCACACACAAGCCAAACGAAGUGGACACCAAGAAAAACAGCAUGAGGUGCAGACAUAAAGGCAAGGCUGCGCUGGAGAGGACGGAGAGGAGGAAAGGGAACAGAGAGAAAACAAUGACACACACCGACCAAUGCAUCACCGGAACGUGUGGCCCUAUGUGCAGAGGGCGCCCCCUGGCCCCCUGGAUGUGGCACUGCCGCUGGGUUGUCCUCAGUGUGUAUCUGGUAGUGCUCUGCUGUGUGAUACUACUGAUCAUCCUUUUCUGGCUCGGUCCUGAACGUCUGCUGUGAGCUGAUGAGAUUUAACACAAACACUUCCUGAAGGAGACAGACAAAGCACUUCCUGGUUCUGACCUGGCUUCUGAUUGGUCAUUGAACAGCUUCACCCAAUAAACAUUC